Messenger RNA from Acanthopagrus latus (yellowfin seabream), 5836 nucleotides. It is a transcript of the gene unc13a, whose product is annotated as unc-13 homolog A (C. elegans). Gene Ontology annotation, cellular component: plasma membrane; neuromuscular junction; presynaptic active zone cytoplasmic component. The record is from RefSeq and is a predicted model, not a curated record. Gene Ontology annotation, molecular function: syntaxin-1 binding; diacylglycerol binding; phospholipid binding. Lineage: Eukaryota; Metazoa; Chordata; Actinopteri; Spariformes; Sparidae. The transcript is spliced from 44 exons. Bases 373 to 5811 code for a protein of 1812 amino acids. Gene Ontology annotation, biological process: synaptic vesicle priming; neuromuscular junction development; synaptic transmission, glutamatergic.
ACUGCCAGGAGCUGUCCACAGCAGCGGUGGUGCUGAAGCUGAACAAGAUGGCUGUGCGUCGGGGAGCGGAGAGCUGAGAGUAGAGGGAGGGGGUCGACAAGAGGGCUCGAAUUCAGACGGACAGGCCACCGUAAAGACGAGAGAGGAUCGGCGCUCACCCUCCGAGUGGGAAGAUUUGCUGUUUCCGUGAAAGCGCAGCGAGCUCCUGCCAGGCCCCGUCCCCGCCGGGCGACGGCAGAAUCUCCAUCUCCAGCCCCGACAGUUCAUUCCCAGGGUGUAUUACCCGUUAUCCGUCGCACAGAUUGGCUCAAUUACGGACGCUGGUGAAGAAACUGGACCCUGGACGACAGAAAGAAAAGGCGCAUAUAAGAAAUGUCAUUGCUGUGUGUUGGAGUGAAGAAAGGCAAGCUCGAUGGACCCCAAGAGAAAUUUAACACAUACGUGACCCUGAAGGUGCAGAAUGUUAAGAGCACAACCAUCGCUGUGCGAGGCAGUCAGCCAUGCUGGGAGCAGGACUUCAUGUUCGAGAUAAACCGGCUGGAUCUGGGCCUGACGGUGGAGGUGUGGAACAAAGGGCUGAUCUGGGACACCAUGGUGGGGACCUUAUGGAUCCCCCUGCGCAACAUACGGCAGUCCAACGAGGAGGGUCCAGGCCAGUGGCUGACCCUGGACUCCAACGCGAUCAUGGCUGAGAACGAGAUCUGUGGAACCAAAGACCCGACCUUUCACCGGCUGCUGCUCGACACCCGCUUUGAAUUGCCACUAGACAUUCCAGAGGAGGAGGCCAGAUACUGGGCCAAGAAACUUGAACAACUAAACGCCAUGAGAGAUCAAGAUUAUGCCUAUCAAGAAGAACAGGAGCGGCCACUUCAUGCUCCAUCCACGCAGUGCUGUAAUUGGAGUCUGUGGGGAGAUCAGCAAAACGAGGACCCGGACAGCGCCGUGGACGACAGGGACAGCGACUACCGCAGCGAGACCAGUAACAGUAUCCCGCCUCCCUUCUACACCACCUCCCAGCCCAAUGCUUCAAUGCACCAAUAUCCCAUGAGGCAACAGCAAUACAGACACUCCUACACCGACGACAUACAUGAGCUGGACUACGACCACAGAGCCAUGAGACGCUAUGAUAGUUUAGACUCGGCCACCAACGGGCGCAGCGAUAUCGACUCAGGCUCAGGGUCGAGCCGGCGCACCAGUCGUCAGUAUUCUCUAGACAGUAGGCAUUCACUGUCCGAUAGUCCAACAGACAGUCGUUACGCCUCAUCAGGCGAGUUGAGCCGAGGCAGCUCUCAGCUCAGCGAGGAGUUCGUUCCCGAGGACGGCGAGAGCUUGCGAGGUUCUGAGUUCUACGAUGAGAACGACUCCUACCACUCCUGCCACUCCUCCGUCAGCUACGGCAAAGAGGAUUCCCCGGGCUGGGACGGCGAGGACCCCCAGGGCGUCUACAGCGACGAGGGCGGCUACCUCAAAGAUGGAGGGGAGGAGGGGGCGCUGUACGCCGAUGAGGAGGGCGACAUGUACAGGGAGGAAGGGGACUACAACUAUGAAGAUGAGGAGGAGAUGCCUUAUGAAGAAGAUGAGGAUAUGUAUCAGCUUGAUGGCACACUCAGCGAGGACCAGGAGCCGCCCUACACCCCCACACCCACAAGCACUGCCCCCACCGUGAUGCCUCCCGCCGAUGGCCUGUCGUCCACCAGGCCACCACUUGAGAAACAGCCGUCGUUGCAUCAGCAGCGACCAGCCCAAGAUCAGCUGCAGCCCCCCAGCACAGCUCCUGGUCUACCUCCAGUCACACAGGGCGACAAGCUGCCCCCUUUCAGUGCAGAAUCCACCAAACCUCCAUUUGCACCCAGCCAGCCAGCUCUGUCUACUACCAGUAUGUCCACUGCCACGCCUGCAUCGCAGCUCCCGGCUAAAGAUAUCGAGCCCAUUGAGCCCGAGCCCAAGUCUGAGCUGCUGCUGCUGGAGGAACCGGCACCCCCCGAGCAGCCUCCCGCCGCAGAGAGUGUCCCCCCAGCUCCAGAGGAGAAACCAGAGGAGCCACCUGUUCCAAGCUUCCCGAAGAGGGAAAUCAUGGAGCCUGGUCCCGCCAGAGCCAAAGCUAACUGGCUUCGACUCUUCAGCAGAGUACGACUACAACUGCAAGAGGCCCGAGGAGAGAGUGUUGGCAUCGCCUCUCUGCUUUUAUCAGCAGGGAUGGGCGGCGCUCUGUACAGCAUCGACAGCAUGCCAGACCUCAGGAAGAGGAAAGCUAUGCCUCUGGUCAGAGAUCUGGCUAUGUCCUUGGUUCAGAACUCCAGGAAGGCAGGCAUCACGUCGGCCCUGACAUCCAGCACCCUGCAUAACGAAGAGCUGAAGAGUCACGUCUACAAAAAGACCCUCCAGGCCCUCAUAUAUCCCAUCUCCUGCACCACCCCACACAACUUUGAGGUGUGGACGGCCACCACGCCCACUUACUGCUACGAGUGCGAGGGACUGCUGUGGGGCAUCGCUCGCCAGGGCAUGCGCUGCACCGAGUGUGGGGUCAAAUGCCACGAGAAGUGCCAAGAUCUGCUCAAUGCUGAUUGUCUACAACGAGCAGCAGAGAAGAGCUCCAAACACGGCGCAGAGGACCGAACCCAGAACAUCAUCAUGGUCCUUAAGGACCGCAUGAAGAUCCGCGAGAGGAACAAACCCGAGAUCUUCGAACUCAUCCAGGAAGUGUUCGCCAUCGUCAAGGCCACCCACGUCACCUACAUGAAGCAGAUCAAGCAGAGUGUGCUCGACGGCACCUCUAAGUGGUCGGCCAAGAUCAGCAUCACAGUGUUGUGUGCCCAGGGUCUACAAGCCAAGGACAAAACCGGUUCCAGUGAUCCUUAUGUCACCGUCCAGGUUGGAAAGACCAAAAAGAGGACCAAGACCAUCUAUGGCAACCUCAACCCCGUCUGGGAAGAGACGUUUAACUUCGAAUGUCACAACUCCUCAGACCGCAUCAAGGUGCGAGUGUGGGACGAGGACGACGACAUCAAGUCUCGCGUGAAGCAGAAGUUCAAGCGGGAGUCCGACGACUUCCUCGGUCAGACUAUCAUUGAGGUCCGCACUCUGAGCGGAGAGAUGGACGUCUGGUAUAAUCUGGACAAGCGUACAGACAAAUCAGCUGUGUCUGGCGCCAUUCGCAUGCACAUCAAUGUAGAGAUUAAAGGAGAGGAGACGGUCGCCCCCUAUCACGUUCAGUACACAUGUUUGCAUGAGAACCUCUUCCACUACGUGACAGAUAUCCAGAACAACGGUGUGGUGAAGAUCCCUGAUGCCAAAGGGGAUGAUGCAUGGAAGGUCUAUUUUGAGGAGACUCCCCAGGAGAUCGUUGAUGAGUUCGCCAUGCGUUACGGAGUGGAGUCCAUCUAUCAGGCCAUGACUCACUUUGCCUGCCUGUCAUCUAAGUACAUGUGCCCAGGGGUGCCUGCAGUGAUGAGCACCCUACUGGCUAACAUCAAUGCCUACUACGCUCACACCACCCAGGCGACCAACAACGUCUCUGCCUCUGACCGCUUUGCUGCUUCAAACUUCGGGAAAGAGCGCUUUGUCAAGCUUCUCGACCAGCUUCACAACUCCCUAAGGAUUGACCUGUCCAUGUACAGAAACAACUUCCCUGCCAGCAGCCCCGAGAGGCUGCAGGACCUCAAGUCCACAGUGGACCUCCUCACCAGUAUCACCUUUUUCAGAAUGAAGGUCCAAGAGCUUCAAUCUCCACCCAGAGCCAGUCAGGUGGUGAAGGACUGUGUCAAAGCCUGUCUCAACUCCACCUAUGAGUACAUCUUUAAUAACUGCCACGAGCUAUACAGCCGCGAGUAUCAGACAGACCCGGCCAAGCAGGGUGCCGUGCCUCCGGAGGAGCAGGGACCCAGCAUCAAGAAUCUGGAUUUCUGGUCCAAACUCAUCACACUUAUCGUCUCCAUUAUCGAGGAGGACAAGAACUCCUACACUCCCUGCCUAAACCAAUUUCCUCAGGAGCUCAACGUAGGUAAAAUCAGUGCCGAGGUGAUGUGGAACCUGUUCGCUCAGGAUAUGAAGUAUGCAAUGGAGGAACAUGAGAAAAAUCGCUUGUGCAAGAGCGCCGAUUACAUGAACCUGCACUUCAAGGUGAAGUGGCUGUACAACGAGUACUGCAAAGACCUGCCCUUCUUCAAGAGCCGAGUGCCAGAAUAUCCUGCGUGGUUUGAGCCAUUUGUCAUUCAGUGGCUGGAUGAGAACGAGGAGGUGUCUCGGGACUUUCUGCACGGCGCCUUGGAGAGAGACAAAAAAGAUGGGUUCCAAGUCACUUCAGAACACGCUCUGUUCUCCUGUUCGGUGGUGGACGUGUUCUCCCAGCUCAACCAGAGCUUUGAGAUCAUCAGGAAGCUAGAGUGUCCAGACCCGCAGAUCGUGGGACACUACAUGAAGCGGUUUGCUAAGACCAUCAGCAACGUGCUGCUGUCCUACGCUGAUAUCAUCUCCAAGUGUUUUGCCAACUAUGUGUCCAUGGAGAAAGUGCCCUGCAUCCUGAUCAACAACAUCCAGCAGCUGAGAGUUCAGCUGGAGAAGAUGUUUGAGGCCAUGGGUGGAAAAGAUCUGUGUGUGGAGGCCAGCGACAUCCUCAAAGACCUGCAGGUCAAGCUCAACAACGUCAUGGAUGAUCUCAGCAGAGUCUUCUCCGUCAGUUUCCAGCCUCACAUAGAGGAGAACGUGAAGCAGAUGGGAGACAUCUUGGCUCAGGUGAAGGGAACCUCAAAUGUGGGGAACGCCAGCAGCGUGGCCCAGGAUGCUGACAACGUCCUGCAGCCCAUCAUGGAGUUCCUGGACAGCAACCUGACGCUGUUUGCUAAGAUCUGUGAGAAGACUGUGCUGAAGCGCGUGUUGAAGGAGCUGUGGAAGCUGGUGAUGAACACCAUGGAGAAGACCAUCGUUCUGCCGCCGCUCACGGACCAAACGAUGAUUGGGAGGCUGAAGAGUGCUUCUCACAGUGAUGGAACUCAGCUCAUCUUCAAUGCAGCCAAGGAGCUGGGACAGCUGUCCAAGCUGAAGGAGCACAUGGUUCGCGAGGAGGCCAAAGCACUCACACCGAAGCAGUGCGCUGUGAUAGAGCUCGCCCUGGACACCAUCAAGCAAUACUUCCAUGCUGGCGGUGUGGGUCUGAAGAAGACGUUCCUGGAGAAGAGCCCCGACCUUCUGUCCCUCCACUACGCCCUGUCGCUCUACACGCAGGCCACGGACAAACUCGUUAAGACCUUUGUCCAGUCACAGAACUCACAAGGCUCUGGGGUGGACGACGCCGUGGGAGAGGUGUCCAUCCAUGUGGAGAUUUUCACUCACCCCAACACGGGAGAGCACAAGGUCACAGUGAAAGUGGUGGCUGCCAACGACCUGAGGUGGCAGACACAGGGAAUAUUCCGGCCGUUCGUGGAGGUCUACAUCAUCGGCCCUCACCUCAGCGACAAGAAGAGGAAGUACGCCACCAAGUCGAAGAAUAACAGCUGGGCCCCUAAAUACAAUGAAACCUUCACUUUCACUCUGAGUAACGAGGUGGGCCCUGAGUGCUACGAGCUGCAAGUGUGUGUGAAGGACUACUGCUUUGCGCGAGAGGACCGCACCGUUGGCAUGGCCGUCCUGCAGCUCAAGGACGUGGCCUCCAAAGGCAGCGUCGCCUGCUGGCUGCCGCUGGGUAAACGCAUCCACAUGGACGAGACAGGCCUCACCGUGCUGCGCAUCCUCUCCCAACGCAACAACGACGACGUGGCCAAGGAGUUCGUCAAGCUCAAGUCCGACCAGCGCUCUGCUGAGGAGGGCCGUAGCUAAGAGACCAAAUUUAUUUUUAAAAAAA